This is a messenger RNA of Heteronotia binoei (common prickly gecko), 2451 nucleotides long. Its product is annotated as vomeronasal type-2 receptor 26-like. The record is from RefSeq and is a predicted model, not a curated record. The transcript is spliced from 6 exons. Gene Ontology annotation, cellular component: membrane. Gene Ontology annotation, molecular function: G protein-coupled receptor activity. Lineage: Eukaryota; Metazoa; Chordata; Lepidosauria; Squamata; Gekkonidae. Gene Ontology annotation, biological process: G protein-coupled receptor signaling pathway. The coding region runs from base 4 to 2451 and encodes 815 amino acids.
UCCAUGGGUGAUCCUGUUCCCAUUUUUCACAAGUCCUUUCAGUCAGGGGAUCUUAUCAUUGCUGGCAUUAUUUCUCAGUUUUACAUCUUUUCUGAGCACAUAACAUUUAGAAGACACCCCUCUCAGGAGCUCUUCAAUGAGAUUGACUAUUUCAGUCCAAGCAGGAUCUAUCAAGCAGUAAUAGAUGUUCUAUCUACAAGGAACAGGAUCACCCCUAACUACAAGUGUGAUGGAAAGAGAAAACUGGCAGCAGUCAUAGGAGGCCCAACUUCUGACAUAGAUCUCCACAUGGCCAAUGUUUUGAACAUCUACAAGAUUUCACAGCUGACAUAUGGAACUGCUUCAGUGGUGACUGAGAAAAGGCUCUCUCCUUUCUCUCACUGGAUGUUCCCAAAUGUGGCCCAUCAGUAUAAGGGAAUUCUUCGUUUACUUCUGUAUUUUAGUUGGAUGUGGAUUGGGUUAUUUUAUCUGGCUGUUGAAAGUGUAGAACAAUACAUACAGAACGUCAUUCUUUCUUUUACCCAAAGUGGUGUCUGCUUUGAUUUCAUACAGAUAUUACAAGCAAUAAGUUUUUCUGAUGGGUUCAAUGAAUUUGUAGAAAAGGGACUAGAAAUGUACAAAAGUGCUAUGGUAAGCUCUGCUACAGUAUUGGUUAUACAUGGUGAAAUUCAGACAAUUAUAAGCUUGAGGACAGCGCACCAGUUUGCAGAAUGUGAGGAUCAACCAAUUAAAACCAAAGGCAAAGUCUGGAUUAUGACAGCUCAGAUGGAUUUCACAUCACUUCCCUUCCAAAGAAACUGGGACAUAGACAUCAUCAUUCAUGGGGCUUUAUCCGUUGCUGUUCACUCAGAGGAGGUGUUUGGAUUCUAUAGAUUUCUUCAGAUGAGGAAUCCUACUUUGGCAAUAGAAGAUGGUUUUAUUAAACCCUUUUGGCAAAAGGCAUUCCAGUGUUCAUUCCCCAGUUCCAGAUCUGUAAGCAAAAAUGGGGAAAUUUGCACUGGAGAGGAGAAGUUGGAGACUCUGCCUGCAUCUGUCUUUGAAAUGAGGAUGACUGGGCACAGCUACAGUAUCUACAAUGCUGUCUCUUCUGUGGCACAGGCCUUGCAUGACAUGCACACAUCCCAAUUGAGACACAAAUGGAUGUCUUUUGGAAGACCAAGUCAGGUCCUGAACCAACACUUGUGGCAGCUUAAUAAAUUUCUGAGAGAUGUCUCCUUCAACAACAGUGCUUGGGAGCACAUUGCCUUUGAUCAAAAUGAGGAAAUAAUGGGUGGAUUUGAUGUUCUGAACUGGGUGACAUUCUCCAAUCAGUCCUUCAUUAGAGUGAAAGUUGGAAAGAUAGACGCAAACAUUCACUCAGAGAACCUGCUCACCAUUCAUGAGGAUGUAAUUGUAUGGCCCCGCCAGUUCAACCAGACAAGACCACGUUCUCAGUGUAAUGAAAACUGUCAGGCCGGUUAUAGUAGGAGAAUGAAGGAAGGGAAGCCAUUUUGCUGUUAUGAUUGCCUUCCAUGUCCAAAAAGGAAGAUUUCAAAUAAGAAGGAUGUGGAUGACUGUUUUCCAUGUGCAGAAGAUCAUUAUCCAAACAAUGAGAAGAAUCAAUGCCUUCCAAAAGAUAUAAGCUACUUAUCUUAUGGAGAACCUUUGGGGAUCAGUUUAGCCACUUUUGCCCUUGCCUUCUCGUUCAUCACAGCUGUGGUGCUCAGGGUCUUCAUUAAGCAUCAGGAUACUCCCAUAGUCAGAGCCAACAACCGGAAUCUGACCUACUCUCUCCUCAUCUCUCUCCUGCUCUCCUUCCUUUGUACUUUGCUAUUCAUUGAUCACCCUGGGAAGGUGACCUGUCUCCUUCGACAAAUAACUUUUGGUAUCAUCUUCUCAGUGGCUGUUUCUUGUGUGUUGGCCAAAACUAUCAUUGUGGUUCUGGCUUUCAUGACCACCAAGCCAGGGUCCAGAAUGAGAAAAUGGAUGGGGAAUCAGCUGGCUAUCUUCAUUGUUCUGUUCAGCUCUCUUAUACAAGCCACGAUAUGCACUGUCUGGCUGGCAACAUGUCCACCAUUCCCAGAUCUUGAUAUGCACUCAAUGACUGAAACAAUUGUAUUGGAAUGCAAUGAGGGGUCAGUCACCAUGUUUUACUGUGUUUUGGGGUUUCUGGGCUUCCUGGCCUUUGGAAGCUUUGUUGUGGCUUUCCUAGCUCGGAAGUUACCUGACAGUUUUAAUGAGGCCAAAUUCAUAACUUUCAGCAUGUUUGUCUUUUGCAGUGUUUGGUUGUCCUUUGUCCCAACCUAUUUGAGCACCAAGGGAAAGUACAUGGUGACGGUGGAGAUCUUCUCUAUUUUGGCCUCCAGUGCUGGGUUACUAGGCUGCAUCUUUUUUCCUAAAUGCUAUAUAAUUUUGCUGAGGCCAGAUUUAAAUAGCAGGGAAAAGAUUAUACGCAAUAAGCAUUGCAAAUAA